CAUCCGCGGAGAAGAGAUGUGUAUUUGUUGCGCUGCCUGACCGAGGGGAGCAUCGCCAUUUCCACGACGCCUUGAGCAGAGCAGGUUCCCAAUUGUUCCUUGUAUGAUAAAUAUAAGAAUGUCUUCACCAUUGACAAGACUAGCUAAAAAGAACUCACAGCUUCCACAACUUUUGAGGCUGUUAACAGUGAGAUGUCAAUCCACACAAGCACAAACUUCUGACCUAAAAAGCAGACUUGAACAAUUAGUUCCAGAAAAGAGAAAGGAAGUUGCAGAAUUCCGUAGAGAACAUGGUGAUACAAAAAUUGGAGAAGUCACUGUUGGCAUGGCAUAUGGUGGAAUGCGAGGUAUUAAAGGCUUGGUCACAGAAACGUCUGUUCUAGAUGCUGAAGAGGGAAUUCGUUUUAGAGGCUACACUAUUCCUGAUUGCCAAAAGCUGCUACCUCAUGCUGAGGGUGGAGAAGAGCCUCUACCAGAAGCUAUUUUCUGGUUGCUAUGCACAGGCGAAAUACCAACAAAAGCACAAGUAGAUAUGAUAUCAAAAGAGUGGGCUGCUCGUGCUGAACUCCCUCAGCAUGUUGUUAUGAUGUUGAAUAACUUCCCCGAAGAUCUUCACCCAAUGACUCAGUUCUCUGCGGCGAUUGCUGCUCUGAAUAAAGACAGCAAGUUUGCAAAAGCCUACAACGACGGUGUAAAAAAAACUGAUUACUGGAUGAGUGCAUAUGAAGAUUCAAUGGAUCUGAUUGCAAAACUACCUGUAGUAGCUGCUUGUAUCUAUCGAAACAUGUACCGAGAUGGGAAGGUUUCCCCCAUUAAUCCUGACAAAGAUUUUGGUGCUAACCUUGCCGAGAUGUUGGGAUACAAUAACCACGAAUUCAUCGAGCUGAUGCGCCUGUACCUAGUGAUCCACAGUGACCACGAAGGUGGAAAUGUCAGUGCUCACGCGACACACUUAGUUGGCAGCGCCCUGUCAGACCCCUACCUAUCCUUCUCUGCAGGUAUGUGUGGUUUGGCUGGACCACUCCAUGGAUUAGCAAAUCAAGAAGUGCUGAUAUGGUUGGACAAACUUGUUAAAGAUGUUGGUUACGAUGUGACCACAGAUCAACUUCGAGAAUACAUUCGUGAAACACUUAAAACCUCAGUUGUUCCAGGGUAUGGUCACGCUGUCUUGCGAAAGACCGAUCCUCGCUACACUUGUCAGCGAGAAUUUGCUUUAAAGCAUUUACCAGAUGAUCCCCUUUUUAAAAUCGUGGGAAAAGUGUACGAAGUUGUGCCGGACGAAUUGAAAGCCCUGGGUAAAGUAGCCAACCCAUGGCCGAAUGUUGAUGCUCAUUCUGGAGUGUUGUUGCAGUACUAUGGUAUGACUGAAAUGAAUUACUACACUGUGUUAUUUGGUGUGUCGCGCGCUCUUGGUGUGUUGGCGUCGCUUGUUUGGGACCGUGCGUUUGGUUUUCCCAUUGAAAGACCGAAGAGUAUGAGUACAGAAGGAUUGAAAAAGUUUGUCAGAAAAUAAUUUUUGUACAAAAAAGUAUAUUGUUUAUGAGAUGUGAAAUAUUUUAUCGCUCCUUUCAAAGAUAGGUGAUAAUUCUUUUGCAGCACAAAUCUUUUAAAAUACGAAAAUACUGUCUCGUUUCAAAUCCUGUUCGUCUCGUUUAAAAUUCUGUUCCUCGUAUUUUUCUAAAAAAUAUAAUGUGAAAUAUAACUUGUUUUGUUUCUGUAUACCUAAAUUUCCACGUUGUAAAGAAUAAAAUAAUAGUAUCUGCCA
Hydractinia symbiolongicarpus is the source of this 1765-nucleotide messenger RNA. RefSeq names its product probable citrate synthase, mitochondrial. The record is from RefSeq and is a predicted model, not a curated record. The transcript has 11 exons. The coding region runs from base 104 to 1513 and encodes 469 amino acids. NCBI's taxonomy places the organism in Eukaryota, Metazoa, Cnidaria, Hydrozoa, Anthoathecata, Hydractiniidae. Gene Ontology annotation, biological process: carbohydrate metabolic process; citrate metabolic process; tricarboxylic acid cycle. Gene Ontology annotation, cellular component: mitochondrial matrix.